AUGUCCUCCAAAUCAACCACCCCCAAAUCCCUCAUCCCAGCCCUCUCCACCUCCCUCAACGUCGGCAUGGCCCUCGGCGCCUGGAUCACCGUCCUGCCCUUCGCCAACCCGGCCUACCCGGGCCCCGCCGUCGCCAUCUGGUUCAGGGACUUUUUCAAGCCCGGCUUCAUCGGCAUCACCUCCCUCAGCGCCGUCACCAUCGCCUCCGGCAUCCGCGCCGCCUGGCUCCGACAGUCUUCUUCUUCUGCUCUUCCUCCGUCCGGGUCCGCGUCUUCGUCUGCCGACCAGGGCCAGCAGGAGGCCAAGGCGAACAAGGCUUCGCGGUGGGCGAUUGCUGGCCUGGUCUUUACCCUCGUUCACUUUGGCUUUGGCAGUUCGGUCCUCGCCAUCAUGGACAAGAUCCUCUCUGCACCGGAACUGGCGCAGGGCCAAAUGGCGGCCUGGAUCCAGCUGCACACCGUCAGGACGCUGACAACCGACGUGCCGGCAUGGCUAUGCUUCGUGGCCGCACUCCUGACUGAGCUAGACAACCAAAAGAUCUAG
Molecule: messenger RNA, 543 nt
Organism: Trichoderma reesei QM6a
Lineage: Eukaryota; Fungi; Ascomycota; Sordariomycetes; Hypocreales; Hypocreaceae
Exons: 3
Coding region: 1-543 (180 amino acids)
Source: RefSeq, a predicted model, not a curated record